AUGUCAAAUUACAGCUGUGAAAGCAUCAUUGCAGGAGAAGGAUUGCAAGUCCCGUUUUCGGAAGCGGAAUAUUGGGGAGAGUCCAGGGACAUCUGCUCUUUUUCCGAUUACGGAUUUCAUCACAGUGACUUGACAAGGAAGCAAGCUUUUCUUUCGGAGAAUCAGCAGCAGGAGCAGCAACAAUCAUUUACAGAUUAUGGGCUCCUCGAUAAUCUGCGAUGCGAUGUUGCCUCUCUGCCGAUCCAAACUUGUCUAGACAGAAUGGCUAAGUUCACUAGAAUCUCAACCGGGUUGCAAGAUAUCAAUGAGGCCAGGAAGGACAAGCCGUUCAUGUUUUCUGUAACUUUGUUCGAACUUCUGAGGACCUAUGGAAGCAGAUUUAAGCGACUGACCGGGAAUGGGAUACUCAAGCCACACACUGAGCGCAGAAAGGUGGAGCUGUCAACUUCUGAAACCAUGAGGAUUGCUAGCGCCAAAUAUGUCCAGUCGUCUUCUGGGGCAGGCGAUGAUCUUGUGCUGCCAAGCCAUCCUUAUUACAACUCCUUCUCUUGCUUAUUGGAAGACGACAUAAGGAACGUGCAGCUUGCCGAGAUUCUCCUAGAUGCUGCUGAGAAAGUGGGAUGUCAGCAGUUUGAUGCGGCGAUCGACUUGGUCGACCAGUGUGAUGAGUGUGCUGCAGCACAGGAAAUCCGGAGGAACGGAUUGUGUACUAUUUUUCCAAAGUCCUUAGAGAGAAGAUCGAUCGGGAAACAGGGAGAAUCAGCAUAA
Molecule: messenger RNA, 768 nt
Organism: Rhodamnia argentea
Lineage: Eukaryota; Viridiplantae; Streptophyta; Magnoliopsida; Myrtales; Myrtaceae
Exons: 1
Coding region: 1-768 (255 amino acids)
Source: RefSeq, a predicted model, not a curated record